This is a messenger RNA of Nothoprocta perdicaria, 2199 nucleotides long. RefSeq names its product DDRGK domain containing 1 (gene DDRGK1). The record is from RefSeq and is a predicted model, not a curated record. Lineage: Eukaryota; Metazoa; Chordata; Aves; Tinamiformes; Tinamidae. The transcript is spliced from 9 exons. The coding region runs from base 1 to 906 and encodes 301 amino acids.
AUGGACCCGGCGCUGCUGGUCGCGGCCGCCGCGCUCCUCGCCGCGCUCCUCUUCUUCGCCAUCCGCCUGUGGGRCCAGGCCAGGGCAGCUGACGAGGAGCAGCAGCAAAAUGUGGCGGCGGCGGCGGCAGCACCGGUGGCCAGAGCUCGGCCCCAAGCCGACGAGCGAGGGGACGGGAUGCCCAGGCGCCGAAGGAACCUGGGCAACAGGAUGAUGGCCCAGAGGAGAGCACAGCAGGCCGAGGACUGGGAUGACGAGGAAGAGGAUGGUGAGGAGGUGCCAGAAGUUCAGGUGUCUGGAAAAAUCGGAGCAAAGAAACAGAGGAAAUUAGAAGAGAAACAAGCCAGAAAAGCUCAGCGAGAGGCUGAAGAAGCAGAGCGAGAAGAACGGAAAAAACUUGAGUCAAAGAGAGAGGAGGAAAGGCGGAAAGAAGAGGAGAGAAUACGUCUCGAAGAAGAACGACAGGAAGAGGAAAAAAGGAAAGCAAAGGAGGAAGAGGAGAAGAGAGAGUAUGAAGAGUACCUGAAGCUGAAGGAGAGUUUCGUAGUUGAGGAGGAGGGCGUUGAGGAGUCAAUGACAGAGGAAGAGUCUCGAAGCUUUCUAAUGGAAUUUCUCGAGUAUGUCAAGAAAGCAAAAGUGAUUCAGCUGGAAGAUUUGGCUUCUCAUUUGGGCUUACGAACACAGGAUGCAAUUAACAGAAUCCAGGACUUGAUGGCAGAUGGCACUUUAACAGGUGUGAUUGAUGACAGAGGGAAGUUCAUCUACAUCACYCCGGAGGAGAUGGCUGCGGUGGCUCGCUUUAUCAAGCAGAGAGGACGGGUCUCCAUCGCCGAGCUGGCCCAAGCCAGCAACUCCCUGAUCAACCUCCAGCCUGAGAGCGGAGCUGUCGCUCAGGCAGUGGCAUGAAAGUGCAGCUCGAAAACACAGCACGAGUUUAACCUGGUAGCGAAUAAGCCAYGUGAUUAAAACCAAACAAACCCCCCCCAUCCCAUUCACAGUUACUUCAGAUAAGACACUUUUUUAAGCAUUAUCUGCAAGACUUCACUAAGGUUUUGCUUUUGAGUCUAUGAGAGAGUUGAUCUAAAACUGGACUGUCAUUUGUACAGCAGAUGCUGGUGAAGAAUUUGCAGCUCAGCCACCCUGCUGCGCCUGUACCCCACAAAUUGCAGCAAUUUGUACCUACCUGGUCUUUUUUUAACCUUAGCAGGUAGUCCCAUGUGAACAUCCCAAACUUCUCGUUGUUUCUACAUUCCGGUGUUGGCAGCGAAUGCAUCAGGUCCUGAUUGCAUUCAGCCUUCUCCAGGCUUGCUCUGAACACGCUGAGCUGAGGAAUUUAGUGGCAGUGACGAAUACAGCCUGGAACAAUAGGUCGGGGGGGCUGAGGCUUGCAGACUUUGUCUCUGCGUCAACACUGGGAGGGCACAGGAAAAAGAAAGAUCAAAUUUGCUACUGAAAUGAUAAAACCCUAGGGAGUGGCAGUUGGAAGGGCUUUCAAAGGCAAUUUCAGAAAACUUUUACCAUUUAAGCGCUUUUGCCAUAUAAAAAACUGUUUGGUUUGAUUUAUAUAAUACCAGAAGYUUGCUUGCGGCCAAGCUGUGAUUGUGUCUGUUGCCAAAAGACACAAACGUCUCCAGGCAGAGGCACAUCCCCCUCAUUCGCUGUGUGGGCCAGUUCUGCUGAUACCAGCUGGAUUCUGAGGCUUCAUCUUUGGAAGUAAGAACCAUCUCAGUGACCUUCAAGGCCUCACAGCCCUGUGUUUAAUAAUCUACAAAAAAAGAGACAAGCCAAUUUGGGGGAUUGUGAAUCAUACAAUUAAGGUUACAAGUAAAUGAUCACUAAUAGCUUUUGUAAUUUUAGGGCUCAGUUAAUUUCCUGCCUAGGAAAUACUUAUUUUUUUUAAUAGCCUCRUUGAUGCUGGGUUAUUUUUUCCGUUCUGAAAUGAAGAGAAUCUAUCAGGAAAUACAGCAGCAAGGUGAGGGUGAAUUGGCUUGUGUCAUCCAUGCGAGGAGAGAGCAAUAAAAGAAUGGGAGCAGGCAGGUUUUCUGUGAAACCUCAGUGCUGCUGCUGAAUGUGCAGGGUGACGGGGCAGCAGCAGCGUGAAAAUUGGCAUGUCUGGAAUGCACUGCCAGGCACUUACCAGCAAAGUGGCUACCUGGUAUCUGAGGCUUAUCUCCAAAUUAUUCAGAAUUUGAUUUUUGC